AUGAGCAUAAACAAGUUCAUAUAGCGUAUUUUGUACUCUCCGAAAGCUCAUUCGUUGUUAGAGAUUACACGAUAAGAGUGAAUUGUAAAUGAAAAGCUUUCUAAUCAUUAAAAGCGCUUUAUGGUUUAUAGAGAAACAAUAUCUAAUGAUUAGCAUGAUGCAAUUUGGUAUGUUAGAAUGAUAUGAUAUGAUAUGAUAUCUUGACCCAAUGAUAGGGAUACCUUAAUUUUGUAUAGGGAGUUUUAAUUUGUUUUUUCUUUUUCUGUUUAUUGUGUGUUAUCUUCCAUGUACAUAUACUAAAAUGAUUCCUUUGGAAUAAGUUCAAUUUCCCAUAAUCACAGUUCGACUAACGACCAACUACCAAUGGGCCUCAACUGGUAUUUACUAAAAACGACCGGGUCAAUGACCAGGGUCAACACAUACGUUCGAAGGUUCACGAAUGGAUCGCAGCGAAGCCGAGAUCUCAACAUGGUAUCCAAAGUGCCAAAGAGGACAGAUGCCCCGAUAAGAAUCACGGAUUUGGAUACCAUGUCAUAUAUGUCCUCUUCUUCACGAAAGGCCAAAAUAACGAGCGGCCGACCGUCGAAGAAUGCUCAAGACGACGAUGUCGUCUGUCCAAUGCAAACCAGUAGGAAGCCCAUCGAGGAGCCCGCUGUUCGGGACUCGCCACAAAUGCGCGAGUUCUUCGAGGAAGUGCGUCGGCGAAACCUCAAGGAUUACUAUCUUCAGAUGAAGGCUGCUCAAAGAAAUACAGCGAUGUCCCAUAUGUGUCCGGAUUGUGGUUUUGUGAAGCGGGAUAAGAAGGAUCUCAGCAAGAAUAUUUACUGCACGGGGGAUAAAAGAUUGAGGAUAAAAGAUUGUGAUCGGCAUGGGGAUCUCACCUGGCUGUGGAACUCCUCCGCCGCAUAUCCAUACUCUGCACUGAGUUGUGGAUGCAGCAGAGGUGUCUCCAGCCACUUGGAAAUUUUAUUCAAGCUGCACAAUAUAAAAUGUUUAAUUUAAAAUUUGUAAUUCUUGAUA
Drosophila sechellia is the source of this 1020-nucleotide messenger RNA. RefSeq lists its product as uncharacterized. The transcript is spliced from 2 exons. Bases 364 to 1002 code for a protein of 212 amino acids. Lineage: Eukaryota; Metazoa; Arthropoda; Insecta; Diptera; Drosophilidae. The record is from RefSeq and is a predicted model, not a curated record.